Protopolystoma xenopodis is the source of this 570-nucleotide messenger RNA. NCBI's taxonomy places the organism in Eukaryota, Metazoa, Platyhelminthes, Monogenea, Polystomatidea, Polystomatidae. The record is from the annotation of a GenBank genome assembly.
UCAGCCGUUCCAUCCUCGGUCGACCCUGGUCAAAAUCCGCCACAAUUCCCAGUGAUGCGUCGCGUUCCUCCGCCCCCUAUGCCUCGACCUGCCUCUCUUCUCUCUGCAUCCGUACAACUGAGGAUCUCUUCCGGUGGUUCCGGCUCAUCUUGCUGUGUUUCUACUGUAGCCGGAUCUAGCCCCAGUCCUCGGAUCCCAUCCACUUCUGGUCUCGAAGUUUGGUCUCUCGAGGGCGGCGAUACUGUGCGGGCUUCGGAAAUAGCGGCUUCUCCAGGAGGUGGACCACUAACUCGUGCUGACCUCGAGCGCAGCAUGGCGCUAGCUGAUGCAACCGCGAGUGGAGCCGCAGCAGAAUCAGCGGGUGCUAAGGCCCUAACCGACAUCGUCAACCAAAUCGACCAUUCGGUUCGAUGCCUCGUUCGUCUUAAAGCCAGUCAUUCACUAAGGCUUUCUGCUGCCGAGAAGAAUCCGAAUCGAUUUGUCAAAUUCUUCACUCCAGAAUUCCACGUCUAUAUUUGUCAAAAAUUGUCUGGGAAUGUACCAAAUCCACAGUCUGACUCUAGGAAUUAA